Messenger RNA from Quercus robur (English oak), 1203 nucleotides. RefSeq names its product gamma-glutamyl peptidase 3-like. The transcript is spliced from 3 exons. Lineage: Eukaryota; Viridiplantae; Streptophyta; Magnoliopsida; Fagales; Fagaceae. Gene Ontology annotation, cellular component: cytosol. The record is from RefSeq and is a predicted model, not a curated record. Bases 169 to 915 code for a protein of 248 amino acids.
UCUAUAAAAGGGGUCAUUGCCUCUACAAACACCCACAAUCCAAAUCCAAAUCCAAAAAAUUUCUUCUAAAUUCCUUAACUCUCUUACACACACAUAUUACUAUAUUUAGUAGCCACUUCAGUUUCAAGAUUUUAUUCAAUCUAUUUUUGUUUUCUAGCUAAAGAAUUGAUGAAGGUUGAAGGAGGAAAAAGAUAUGCUGUUCUUCUAGCAACAAAGGAUUCUGACUAUGCUAAGAAAGUAUAUGGUGGGUACUUCAAUGUGUAUCUUGCAGCUUUUGGUGAAGAAGGAGAAAGCUGGGACUUGUUCAGGGUUAUUGACGAUGAGUUCCCUGAUGUGAAUGAGCUCCAAACUUAUGAUGGUUUUGUAGUUAGUGGCAGUCCUAGUGAUGCUUAUGGCAAUGAUUUUUGGAUUCUUAAGCUCUGCUUGCUCUUGCAAACUUUGGAUGCCAUGGAGAAAAAAAUCCUUGGGAUUUGCUUUGGUCACCAGGUAUUAUGUAGAGCAUUGGGUGGAAAAGUUGGUAAAGCCUAUACAGGGUGGGAUGUGGGGCUAAGGAAGGUGAGUAUAGUGAAAGACUUGGCCCCAUAUUACUUCUUUGAUGACUUGGGUGAAAUCCCUACAUCCCUUUCCAUUAUUGAGUGUCACCAAGAUGAGGUUUUUGAGGUCCCUCUGGGUGCUGAAGUGAUUGGAUUCUCAAACAAAACAGGUGUGGAGAUGUUCGCCAUUGGAGACCAUAUUUUAGGCAUUCAAGGCCAUCCCGAGUACACCAGUGACAUUCUUCUUAAUCUCGUUGAUCGCCUUCUCAGUAUGGAUGCUAUGGAGAAAGGUUUUGUGGACGAAGUAAGGUUGGGAAUGCAGACAGCUGAACCGGAUAGGAUGUGCUGGGAAAGGAUAUGCAGGAACUUUCUUAAGCGAUGAUAGACUCACGUCACUUGCUUUCUUACUGACCCUGGAAUCCUUUUUCUUUUUUCCUUUUUCUUUUUUCUAAGAAAAAAAAUUAUGCUGUUUUCUUUCUUAGACUAGCCCAACAUGAUUAGCAUGAGCAGGUCUUAUACUCUUAUACUGUGUAAGAUCCUUUCAUUAAGAAAAUUAAUUAACUGUAAUGCAUUAGAGACAACAAAGAUUCAAGUACAUGUGGGAGUAAUUUCUGUGACUUUCAGUUUUGCAGUCUUGAAUAAUAUCCAUUUGGGAAACAAAUUAAGCCAA